CGGGCAGUAAGCAGAUAGAGAAACUGUUGCUUCGGACGCUGAAUGUCUCGCGUGGACGGCGAGCGUCGCGGCAUAUCCUGAGACGCCGAUAUGCGACGUCCAUCUACGUCGUCGCGACGGUUACGGACGCUCCGCUCCUGCUACUGUUCGAUGUAACGCACGACACGUGUUCGCGGUUGACGUGCGCUCGUGUGAAUGUGAUGCGGUUGAUCGGAUGUGAUCUCGUGCAUUUAAGGGUUUUUUGUUGUUUUUUCGUGUCCUGCAGCAACGUUUCAUUCCAGAAUGACCUAACAAUGCAAACGUAUAGUUACAUCUCAACUUAGCGACCUUUCGAACACUAAAUGUUAGUGACCUACGACGAUCCGCGACCAACGAACAAUGACUUAAAACGAACUAGUGCCGACGAUGCGGAAGUGAUGGUAAAAUGUUGGACAUUUUCCGCGGCCUCAAAUCGCUCGUCCGCGUCAGUCACAUCCACAUCGACUCGCCAGUCUUCCGACUGCACCAUUCGAUCACCGUCUCGAUCCUCAUCGCCUUCAGUCUCAUCGUCACCACGAGACAGUACGUCGGGAACCCGAUUGAUUGCAUCCACACCAAGGAGAUUCCCGAGGACGUGUUCAACACCUUCUGCUGGAUCCACUCGACGUUCACGGUGUCCACGAACAAGCAGGAACCUUACGCCAAGAUGUACCUGCCCGGGAAUCCUGGGAUAAGGACGACGCACGACGAGAAGGAGAAGAAGGUGUAUCGGUAUUAUCAGUGGGUGUGCUUCUGCUUGUUUUUUCAGGCGAUGCUGUUCUACGCACCAAGAUGGCUGUGGAAAUCGUGGGAGGGCGGGAAGAUUCACGCUCUCAUGAUGGACCUAGACGUAGCGGUUUGUACGGAGAUCGAGAAAAAGCAAAAGAAGAAAUUGAUGAUCGACUACCUGUGGGAGAAUCUAAGGUAUCACAACUGGUGGGCCUACAAAUAUUACUUCUGUGAAGUCCUUGCCCUUGUGAACGUUGUUGGUAUGUAA
Molecule: messenger RNA, 1015 nt
Organism: Acanthoscelides obtectus
Lineage: Eukaryota; Metazoa; Arthropoda; Insecta; Coleoptera; Chrysomelidae
Source: the annotation of a GenBank genome assembly